Molecule: messenger RNA, 699 nt
Organism: Mesitornis unicolor (brown roatelo)
Lineage: Eukaryota; Metazoa; Chordata; Aves; Mesitornithiformes; Mesitornithidae
Gene: CGAS
Product: Mab-21 domain containing 1
Exons: 3
Biological process (GO): DNA damage response; cellular response to exogenous dsRNA; positive regulation of defense response to virus by host
Cellular component (GO): site of double-strand break; cytosol; nucleus
Molecular function (GO): double-stranded DNA binding; 2',3'-cyclic GMP-AMP synthase activity; chromatin binding
Source: RefSeq, a predicted model, not a curated record
UUACCAGAUGUAGAAGUCACUGUGAAAAGGCAAAAGCCUGGAAGCCCUGCAAUAACUCUUCAGAUCAAAAAUCCUCCAGCCGAAAUAUCCGUGGACAUCAUCUUGACACUGGAAGUGCAGCACAGCUGGCCGCCCAGCACACAGGACGGCCUCAAAAUUGAGCAGUGGCUGGGGACAAAAGUCAGGCGAGAGUUCAGAAAUAAAUCACUUUAUUUAGUAGCCAAACAAAACAAACAAGACAAGGUUCUAAGAGGGAACACUUGGCGACUCUCUUUCUCCCAUAUUGAGAAGGCAAUGAUAACCAACCACAGCAGCUCCAAGACGUGCUGUGAAUCCGACGGAUCAAAGUGCUGCAGGAAAGGCUGUCUUAAGCUUCUGAAGUAUCUUCUAGAGCAACUUAAAAUGAAGUACACAAAAGAGCUGGAAAAAUUCUAUUCCUAUCAUGUGAAAACUGCUUUUUUCCACUCGUGUGCCAUGUGGCCGAAGGACACGGACUGGCACUGGGAAGACCUGGAACACUGCUUUCAGAAAUACCUGGGAUAUUUUCUGGAUUGCCUGAAAAAGUCUCAGCUGCCACACUUUUUUAUUCCCCAAUACAACUUGCUCAGCCUGGAAAACAAAGCGAGCAAUGCUUUCCUUUCAAGAAAAAUAAAUGAGCAAUUGAACAACGGAUUCCCCAUAUUUCAUGAGAGGUACUGA